AUGUUCGGUAUCUGUUGCACUUUGUUGAAUUGCAACUGUGAAAACUUUAAACCUUGCAAGAUGAAACAACGGCAGUGUGAAAACUGCAUGCACGGUUGGGUUGCACAUGCUCUGAGUAAAUUGAAGGUACACCACAUGUAUCACAACAGCCAGGUGGAGAUUGUGCAUUCCGAUGUGGUGUUUGACAUCUGCAGCCUGAUGCUAUAUGGAACCCAUGCUAUUCCAGUGCGCCUGAAGAUCCUCUUGGACCGGCUGUUUUCCGUUCUCAAGCAGGAAGAGGUUAUCAAAAUUCUCAAUGCACUUGAAUGGACACUACAGGACUACAUCCGAGGAUACAUACUUCAGGAUGUAGCAGGGAAGGUACUGGACCGUUGGGCCAUUAUGACGUAUGAGGAGGAGAUUGCAACACUACAACAGUUCCUGCGCUUUGGUGAGACCAAGUCUAUAGUUGAGGUCAUGGCUCUACAAGACAGACAGGGACAAGCAGUACUAGUUCCCAGCACUCGGACCAUCUCAGAUAUUCGCAAUUUCAUUGAGCGUAACAGUCCAUGCCCUACGGCUGUGUCUACAAUCAAAGAAGAGAAGCAGAAUGGCGAGAACAUGCACCACUUUGAGAACUUAAUUAAUAGCAUGGCAUUCAUAGUACCUUUCCAGCUGUUGAGCUCUGUUCCAGCCCCAUUUCUUGGCUCCCCUGCCAGUUUAAGCCAUCAGCGUCAGCAAAUAUACAAGGAGUACUGCCACAGGUCAGUAGAUCAUCAGAGUCAGAGGCAAGUGGAUCAAGACCAGAAUAGUCAUGCAAGUCAAAACCCACCGUGUUCAACAGACAUCAGCCAUAUCGAUGCCCACUCUGUAAUAUGCAGUGAGGAUCAAGACAAAUCAAUAGAAUGUAUUUCCUGGACAAAAAUGGUUGAGACAGAAGAUUUUUUAACAAGUGACAACUGCUCUGAUGUCCCCAUGACCUCUGACUCUACUCAAUUUUCACCUUCUUCUAAGCUGCACAAUCGAAGGAGUGGAGUGGGGAUUUUAGUAAGCAGUGGAAGUGGAGGAUCUCUGAAAAAGAGUCGUGUAUUUUGCAAUGCUUGUGAGAAGACAUUCUAUGACAAAGGUACACUAAAAAUCCACUAUAACGCAGUUCACCUGAAGAUUAAGCAUAAGUGUACAAUCGAAGGAUGCAACAUGGUGUUUAGCUCAUUGCGAAGUCGCAACCGCCACAGUGCCAAUCCCAAUCCACGACUCCACAUGCCCAUGAAUCGCAACAAUCGAGACAGAGACAUACGGUAUAGCAUGCAUACCUAUGAGCGUCCUGCAGAGACACCCUCUGGCUAUGACACAUCCAUUUCAAUCUGCUCUGCAGAAAGCCAUAAGUCGGUUCCAAGUGCUUUCCAAGGUAUGAGCCAGAGCGGACUUCUCUUUCCUAACCUAAAGACAGUACAGCCGGUCCUGCCUUUUUACCGCAGUCCUGUUACACCAGCAGAGCUUGUAAGUACCCCAGGGACGCAACCCUCGCCUUCUCUAAUAGCAUCCUCAACGUCUGUAAAACUGGCCGCUGUUCCUGAGCCCCUACCCCAAUCAAAAAAAAAAUCCCGAAAGUCAAACACGCCAAUAAAGAUAGAAAAGGAAAUGGUAGCGAGAGAUGAUCAAGUUGAUCAAGAGAGUCAUUUAGAAGAGGACAUUCUUUCAUGGGAGGGAGACUAUGAAGAAUGUGAAGGUCACAGAGCAGGAGGACAAAUGUGUUUUGUAACAAAUAAGAUGAAGACCCAAGAGAAAACUAGGUAUUUUGAUGAAGUGCGAGAAAGGAAAGGUAGCAAGUCUUUGUUGGACCAUGCUAUUGGAAUGUUAACGGGAGAGCACAAAGAUGACAUCACACAGAAGGUAGAAACAGUCACCACCAUUACCUCUCAUUUAAAAAACAAGUUGAUCAAAAGCCUUCGGGACAACCAAUCUGCUAGUCAGGAAUGCUGUUUUAAUGAGGAGAGUGAUAGCAAAGAGUGUCAAAAUGCACUACAAGGAGAUGAUCACUUUUCAAAGUUACAGUGGAGAGAGCAGAGGAUGACCGACAGGAAUGGUUUUCAACUCUCAGACGACCAAAAAAAGGAAGGCUCUCAGGCCAAUGAAAACUCAAGUCCCUCAGAUCUUGACCUGAAAGCUGACCAGUUUCACGACUAUGAAACCACUUUUAAGAACCACGACAAAGUGAACGGCUGUCCUGCCACAUUUUCCUCACGCGGGAGCCGAGAUAGGCACAGUGCAAAUUUCUACCUUUAUCACAAGCUGAAGACCAAAGACCAUGAAAACCAGAAAAACUUCCUCUACGCUUAUUCAACGUGCUGCAAAGAGAGAGAAUGUGUUCCCAUGGAUGACUGCCAGAACCAAGAUCUUGGUUACCAAGACCCCACAUGUCAGAAAAAUGUGACAUUUGGAGGACACAAUAACAUGGGUUUGGUAUACCCAAUUAGCAAAUUUCCUGCACCCUUAGAAAUGACUGAAACGUUUAAUAAAGCAGAUGUGCGAUUUUUAAAAGGGGGGAGUGACGAUAGCAAAGUACUGAAUCCGAGCAGUUCUUCUAUUCCAACUCACUGCAGCAAGAAUGGUCGAUAUUGCUGGGAAAAUGAUGUUGACAUUGAGGAAGGAGCUAGACCUGAUGAGAAUUUGAAGGUGUUCCAUAUGAAGGACAGUGAUGGUAGCUUUAUUGGGAAGACUAUGGGAGGUACAUUCUUACAUAGGGAAGGCGAGCUCUUGAAUAGUGUUGGAGAAGCACAUAAAGUACUUCGAUUUGGAUCUCCUAUUACCUGCCACAUUUGCCAAAAGGUCUACAGUAACAAAGGGGUAUUCAGAGCUCACUAUAAGACUGUUCAUUUGAAAAUGCUUCAUAAAUGUAAAAUUCCUGGGUGUGAGACAACAUUUUCUUCAGUACGCAGUAGAAACAGGCAUAGCCAGAACUCAAACCUCCACAGAAAAGUAAUGGAAAGCAAAUGUUCCUCUAUAGACAAGGCAUAGACAUUGAGACACAUUUAACUUUGAAGCAACUGUAAGAAUCUCUGAUUAGGACUUCUAAAAUUUGAGUCUAGCUAGAAAGUGUUUGGAGGCAAAGAAAAUGAAGAACACUGUAUACAGGAAAAAAAACCCAAACAAACGAAAAAUACAUGUUACUGUGUAAGUAGACUUGGUUGUAUACAGUUCAUAUGAUGUGAUUUCAGUUGGUAGUAAGAUUAUCUUGAGUUUAGUCUGUUCCUGGUGGUUUGGUAUUCGAUUAUUUUAUAAAUGUGCGCAUUGUGAACAUUUUGAUGAAAACACAAACACCAGCGCACAGAAUGAACCGUCUAAAUUAGGGGUCGGGAACCUUGUUGACCGGGAGAGCCAAAACACCGUACACAUUUUAAAUGUGAUUCCACAAGAGCCAUACAGUGUGUGUGUGUCUAUGUGUGUAUAUAUUCA
This is a messenger RNA of Corythoichthys intestinalis (scribbled pipefish), 3435 nucleotides long. Its product is annotated as zinc finger protein basonuclin-1-like. Bases 1 to 2997 code for a protein of 998 amino acids. Lineage: Eukaryota; Metazoa; Chordata; Actinopteri; Syngnathiformes; Syngnathidae. Gene Ontology annotation, cellular component: nucleus. Gene Ontology annotation, biological process: regulation of transcription by RNA polymerase I. The transcript is spliced from 5 exons. The record is from RefSeq and is a predicted model, not a curated record.